AAGAAGCAGAGCGGGACUUCCCACGAAGAAGAAAAUGUACUGUGCCCUGCUUAUAGUGGACACAAACGGCCAUUAAACCUACAAGAAAAUAUUAAAAGCCUAGUCAGUUUCUCACAAAAGAUUUUAAUUUAUUGUUCAUUAAAGAAGGAAACGGCCUCGGUCUGGCAGCGUUUACAGGAUGGCAGCCCCUUUAGCGCCUUUGUGGGACGAACACCAGGCCUACGAGGAGCUGCUGUACUGGGACAGCCUGCUUCAACAGGGCCACCGACUCCUCCCGGAGGACUUUGAUAGAUACGAGGAGCUGCGUUACUGGUACGACUGCCUGUGUUAUGAGGAGGAGCUGAGACAAUACCACGAUUACAUGACUAGCAUUGGGGGUAUUGAGGAUCAUCGUCAUAUGGAGGAGGCCCUGGUCCCUCGGAAGCACACAGGCGCACUCGACCGCACAGUAAUGGCCAAACACGCUGAAGUGUACCCCUCUGCAGAGGAGCUGGAUGCUGUGCAGAGAAUAGUUUCCCAUGUGGAAUGUGCCCUGAAGACUGUGUCUAACACAAUCGAUACUCCAAGUGAUCCCAGUGACUACACAGAAGAACUGAGCAUGAUGGAGGAUUCAAAAGAUCGUGUCUUACGUGGCGUCAUGAGGGUUGGUCUGGUGGCCAAAGGACUCAUUCUGACGGGAGACAGGAACCUGGAGCUGGUGUUGCUGUGUUCCAGCAAGCCUACAGUGACUCUGCUAAAAGACGUGGCUGAACAGCUAGCUGCUCAGUUAAAGGUCAUAUCUGAUGAAACGUACACAGUAAACCAUGAUCCGGAGGAAGCGACCAUAGUAGUGAUAAGCACGGGCGAGACUGUCCUGACCCUGACCAUCCACCUGACGUCCCCCCUCAUCAGGACAGAGCAGAUGAGUCACACUGCAGAGGAGGAAGCCACCUCGUCAGUAGAAACGCAAACCGUCAACGAUCCGCCGGACGUUCUGGACAGGCAGAAAUGCCUGACAUCCUUGGCGUCUCUCCGCCACGCCAAGUGGUUCCAGCGCUGUGCAGACUGCCUCAGACUCACACGGGCCAGCUCCAGCGCUGCUCGACUUGGAGACCGCUCAGAAGUCCUGACCUUCCUGUGCUCCUGUGGAGACUCAGAGAGCACAGGGGCCAAAGUCAACGACCUGAACUGCGCCGUCGUCGUGAUCCGGGUCAUGAGGGAUUUGUGUAACCGUGUUCCCACCUGGAGUCCCCUCUCUGGAUGGCCUCUUGAACUGCUGGUGGAGAAGGCUAUCAGCACAUCCGACCGACCAAUGGGAGCCGGCGAGUCUCUCCGGAGGGUGCUGGAGUGCGUCGCCUCCGGAAUCCUCCUGGAGGGUGAGCGUCCACAUCUGCACAUGACGCUUUUCGAGAGAAUAGUUUUUUCGUUAGUUGCAACAUUUCUGUGCGUUUGUUUUAAAGACGGCCCUGGUGUGAAGGAUCCGUGUGAGAAGGAGGAAAUGGACUCCAUGGCAGGCCUGACUGUACAGCAGUGUGAGGACAUCACGCAGAGCGCUCAGCUCGCCUUGAGGCUGUGCGCAUUUGGCCAAAUGCACAAAGUGUUGGGGAUGGACAACAAGCCCGUUAAGCCACGCAAAUAUUUGGGCAUCGGCGGAAAGGAAGCCUCAGCACAGAUAUCAGCUGCUGGACUCUUCUGCCCACCACCAAAGAGACCCCACUCAGAGGUGGACCAACCAGAAGAGGAUCCCCAACAAGACGGCAAACAGAAGAAGUUUCCUAAAUUACAGAAGCGCUUUCAGAGGAAAUCCGUAACUGAUGAACUUAACAUGAACGCUGUGAUGCGUCUGAACCAGUACCGACCGGGCCUGGAGUACCGUCUCACAAGUCAGACGGGUCCAGUCCACGAGCCCGUCUUCACAAUAGCUGUGGACCUCAAUGGAAAGACCUUUGAAGCAACGGGGCCCUCUAAAAAAACCGCCAAACUAAACGUGGCAAUUAAGGUUCUGCAAGAUCUUGGUCUGCCAACAGGCUCGGAGUCUAAAGAGCCAAGCGGUGAUGCUGAAGGAACUCAAAAAUCGGCAGAUGCUUCGGCCGCGACCUCCGUUUCAUCGGAGGAAGUGAGUCCCCCUCCCGCCCCCAAGAGCGGGCAGGGUCCCAUCUUGACCAAAAAUGGUAAGAACCCCGUGAUGGAGCUGAACGAGAAACGCCGCAGCCUAAAGUACGAGCUGUCCUCGGAGACUGGAGCCAAACAUGAAAAGUGCUUCGUCAUGGAGGUUGAGGUCGAUGGGCAGAAGUUCACAGGGAGAGGCUCUAAUAAGAAAGAGGCAAAGGCCUACGCUGCCCUCGCUGCUCUGGAGAAGCUGUUCCCAGAUGACACCGCAGUCUCAACCGCCAGCAAAGGCCCGGCAAAGAAGAAAGUCACCUACACAGACAUGCACAUCCCCGGGUUCGGCACCAUCCGUGGCAUUCCUUCGGACGCGGGGUCCCGGGGCUGGGGAGCCAAUAAAGGGGGCAGAGGUCGGGGCCGGGGAGGCAAGCAGUUUCCACAGGGACCAAGCUACAACCAGAGUGAGGAACACUGCUCUUACUUCGACGUUGGCCUAAGGGGCACAUCCAACUACAGUUAUGAGGGCAGCGGCAGAUCGGGCUACCAUAAACUGUACGGCAACAACGCGGCCGGCUCCAUGGGGAAAAGCCCCGGCGCCGUGGCGGCCGGCAGCAGCACCGGCUACGGCACCUUCUACCCCGAGGGCGCCGCCACCUACUCCUCCCCCCCCGUGCUGAGCGCCGGCGGCCCAAAGGGGGAAAGCUACCACGCCAUGCCCCCCCCCGCCGACCAGCAGAGCCCCUACAGCUACGGCUACGGGGACGAGAAGAAGAAGAUGCUGACCCAAGGACCCGCCGACGCCCAGGGGGGCGACUACUCCAUGUACAGCACAGCGUAUCCCACCUCUGUGACGGGGGCCCAAGGGUACGCCAGCUACGGCUGGGGGGGGGACCAGUCGUCGUGGGCGACCCAGCAGGGAUACAGCAUGUACCAGAGCUACGGGGGACAGAACCAGGCCUCGGGCUCUUACUCGGGAUACAACACGCAAUACUGAUCCCCCCCCCCCCACACACACACUGCCACCCUUUAACCCAGAGUCCUCGGCGCUGAUGGUCUGAGAGGCCGCUUCUGCAAAGGAACUUGAAAACUUGUCGGUGUUUUCGUUGAAACUGGAAUUUUGCUGUUUUGUCCCCGGAGUCUCCCCCCCCCUCAGCUGUUUGUCCACAAAGUCUGUUACUUUACCUCCGUCACCUGUAUGUUGAAAUGAGUUAAUUUGUUUUUAUCUUGUGUGUUUGUUCCUGAACAGAAUGUGAUUCUGAUUUAAAGCUGCUUUUAGUUUUGAGGUAAAGUCUGUCAUUGAAGAUGCUCUAAUCUUUCUUUAAAGAACACAAAAAGGUUUUUCUUUCUUUUUCUUUUUUUUAUAAAAUGACCAGAAUUUUGCUUUCACAUCACAAUGGUUGUUCUUCUGUGGUUUAUUUUUAUCAACAGAUUACUUUAGUUAUGUGUGUGUAUUUAUAUUCUUUAUCACAUUGCUUUAGUUUUACAAGACGUCCUGUAAAUCCUGCAGCGUGGUUCAUUUUUUUGUCCAUUUGGAGGGGCGGGGCAAAGGUAGGAUUAAAGGGAGUAACAUUCAGAGCUCGACAUUAAACAAAGGAAGGCGUCUUUGUGCCAUACAUGCAUUUCACUUCAGCAAGUAAAAGCUUAUAUCCCGAAUUAGAUCACAUGGUAUUACAGAUCAUCUGCUUUGAGCCUCUUUAUUAAGCAGUCUGGAAACAUGAAACGAGCAGCUUUACCCAGUUAAACAUAAUUUAGUCCUGACUGUUAUCAAGGAUUCUCUAUGACGUACUCGUUUCUGGGCAGUCUUAGAAUGAGAGGUGAUUAGAAGAAAGCCACAAUUUCUAGUAAUAAAAAAAAUGAUAAUAAUGUGCUCCAGAAAUGGCCUUUCCUAGUUUCCUUGAAACUCAGAAUGAUUAGAAACAGUCUUUUGGAGUUGAUGUUUCCUCGAAAACACCAAAGACAUUCCUCACAUCGGUGAGGACGUCCCCGCGUGCUGCCGGAGGCUUUUGGAGGAGAGCGUACCGCCACAAUACGGCCGGGGCCUGGACGCCCGGCUGUGAGGGUAAUAAAGACAGGAGGCCAUGUGAGGAAAGUGGGACAGGGGACACAUUCAGACGGCCUCAGUCCUAAAAGCUGCAGAGCAGAUGAUGGAGUCACUCCACCACGGGAUUCUUCACCUUUAAUGUUGUAUCGCAAUGAAAUGAGCAGAAGAAUGAAUAAAUGGGAGGGAUGCGGGCUGACGUGUACCAACAUGUUAGAAGAUCUCCAAAAUCCUGUUUGACAACUGUGCUCAGUACAGAACAUCCUGACGUCUAUUCAAUUACAGUUGUUUGAUCCCUGAAAUCUUCCCUUAAAUUGAACUAAAUGAAAAUCUAUUAAAUCUGUAUUCUUAUGAGAGCAGUCAGACUUAUACUUCUGAAUGGAUCUAAGGGGUUUUCAUCAACUGACUAAAAAAAAUCCCCUCAAAACUGCAUCCUGGACUUCAGCAAUGA
Menidia menidia (Atlantic silverside) is the source of this 4574-nucleotide messenger RNA. The record is from the annotation of a GenBank genome assembly. NCBI's taxonomy places the organism in Eukaryota, Metazoa, Chordata, Actinopteri, Atheriniformes, Atherinopsidae.